UGCGGAGCUGUUUCUGCGGAGACCUUUUUUCAACAGCCGCGGGACGUCAACAUGGCGAUCUCGUCGAUUUCGCCCCAAAAGAAGAUGCAGCUGAAAGGCCGAGGAAGUGGUGAGAGUAGCAACGGAUCCGAAACAAGUUUGUCUGUCCAAGUCAAG
Amoebophrya sp. A120 is the source of this 156-nucleotide messenger RNA. Lineage: Eukaryota; Dinophyceae; Syndiniales; Amoebophryaceae. The record is from the annotation of a GenBank genome assembly.